Messenger RNA from Lactuca sativa (garden lettuce), 1578 nucleotides. NCBI's taxonomy places the organism in Eukaryota, Viridiplantae, Streptophyta, Magnoliopsida, Asterales, Asteraceae. The record is from RefSeq and is a predicted model, not a curated record.
AUGAAUCACUUAAAGUUCUUGGAAAUCAUCUCCUUUGUAUAUGUGUUGGUGACAGUGAAGAAUGUGACUGGAUCAUCAGUAAGCCAUGAUGAAGAAUGCUCAGCCUUGUUUCAGUUUAAACAAACCAUGAUUCAUCAACAUGAUGUUUCUUGUGUUGCUUAUGGCUCUCAAGUGCUCCAUUCAUGGAACACUAGUUUUGAUUGUUGUUCAUGGGAGGGGGUGGCGUGCAACAAUGACCAUGAUCAGUACUAUGUUCAUGUGAUCGGCAUUGACCUGAGCGAGAGGUCUCUUUGUGGGCAUAUCAACUCCAACAACACCCUCUUCAACCUUGUUCAUCUUCAGAGACUCAACCUUUCUGGGAAUGAUUUUGGUGAUUCUCAAAUCCCAUCUGAGAUUGGUCGUCUAAAGCAAUUAAGAAGCCUUGAUCUCUCUUAUUCUGGGUUUAGUGGCCAAAUCCCGAAUGAAAUCUCACAGUUGAUUCAGCUGUCUUCUUUAGAUCUGUCAGGGAAUUCACUAAAGCUUUAUAGUCCUAGCCUCAAGAACCUUGUGCAAAACUUAACAAGACUUGAAGAACUCCAUCUUUCCGGGGUGGACAUAAGUUCCUCUGUACCUCGUUUCUUGGCCAACUUUUCUUCUUUGAGAUCAAUCAAACUAAGAAGCUGUUCCCUGCAGAAUGAAUUCCCUUCGGCCAUACUUGAUUUACCUAAGUUGCAACUUCUUGAUUUGGCAUACAAUACUCACCUCACUGGUUUCUUUCCUGAAUUUCAUGGCAACAGCUUACUUGAAAUGGUGAUACUAGGUGCCACAGGUUUCUUUGGGAUUGUACCAGAAUCUAUAAGCCACCUCAAGCAGUUAAAAAUCUUGUCCCUUAGUGAAUGCUCUUUCUCGGGGCGUAUUCCAGGUUCACUCUCUAACUUGUCACAACUCACUUUCUUGGGUCUUGGUGACAAUAAGUUCACAGGUUCAGUUCCUUCUUUGGGAGGUCUUUUGAAACUCGAUGUUUUGGAACUUGGUGGUAACAAAUUUGAGAAAGGAUGCUUUCCCAAUUGGCUUGGAAAGCUGACUAAACUUAGUAAACUCUCUCUGUCUAAUAUGAACAUAAACGGUGAAAUCCCACUCUUUCUUGCCAACCUAACCAAACUUAAUGUGUUAGAUAUGGAGGAAAAUUCUCUUAUUGGUCGUAUACCAUCCUGGUUGUACAACCUCACCCAACUAACAAUAUUAGAUCUGCAAAUAAAUCAAUUGCAAGGACCAAUUCCAAACACAUUUUCCAGCUUCAAAAGUCUCGAGUAUCUUGACCUUGGUAAAAACAAUUUCAGUGGUAGGGUAGAACUCGACAUGUUCCUAGGACUCAACCAACUCCAAACACUCUCGUUAAGUGCUAACAUGAUAUCAUUAGUAGUCACAAACAACUACACCAAUACCACUUUACCAGAAUUGGAUAAGUUAGGACUGUCAUCAUGCAACUUGAAGGAAUUUCCUGCCUUUUUGCGCUUCCAAAAUAAAUUGAGAGCCUUACUUCUUGACGACAAUAAAAUUGAUGGCCUGGAGAAAUCCCAUCGUCAAUAUGUGGCUUGA